Molecule: messenger RNA, 2410 nt
Organism: Cuscuta europaea
Lineage: Eukaryota; Viridiplantae; Streptophyta; Magnoliopsida; Solanales; Convolvulaceae
Source: the annotation of a GenBank genome assembly
UUUAAGUUUAGCAAUGACGAUCACACCGGCGGUCCGAGUUUCAGACCGGAAGCUGGUCGCUAAGGACCGCGAUUUCCUCACGAACAUCCCGGAGAACGUCACUGUCGCCUCCGGGUCGGAUUCUGGUUCGACAGACGGAUUAUUCUUGGGAGUGGUUUUCGACUCUGAAAGCUGCCACCAGGUCGUCCCGCUGGGGAAGCUCCACGACGUCCGGUUCCUUGCUACUUUCCGGUCGAAGAUGUGGUUUAUGUCACAAAUGAUGGGGACCCACGGCCGUGACGUCCCCGCCGAAACCCAAUUCCUUCUCGCCGAAGUGAAAAAAAGCCCUGCUCCGGCCGCCGACGAAGAUGUUUACUGCGUAUUCCUCCCGUUGAUUGAAGGGAAAUUCCGGGCUUGUCUUCAGGGGAAUUUAGACGACGAGCUGGAAUUGAUCCUCGAAAGCGGGGAUCCGGAUGUGGUCGGGUCGGAGUUCACGCACUCUGUUUAUGUCCAUGUAGGAUCCGACCCGUUUACCGCCAUCUCCGACGCAGUAACGGCGGUGAAACUGCACCUGAAGAGCUUCCGGCAGCGGCAUCAGAAGAAGUUGCCGGGAAUCGUGGAUUACUUCGGGUGGUGCACGUGGGACGCGUUUUACAAAGAGGUCACCCAGGAGGGGGUGGAGGCCGGCCUGAAGAGCCUAUGCUCUAGCAGGACGCCGCCGAAAUACGUCAUCAUUGACGACGGCUGGCAGUCGACCGCCGGAGGCCCAUCAAAGGAGGACUCGGUGAUGAGACUGACCGGAAUAAAAGAAAACGCCAAAUUCCAACAGCCCGACCCUAACAACACGGGAAUCCAGAGCAUCGUCAACAUCGCCAAGCAAAAGUACGGUUUAAAAUACGUUUACGUUUGGCACGCGAUGUUAGGGUACUGGGGCGGAGUCCGACCCGGAGAGAAGGGAAUGGAGAAAUACGGGUCAGUGCUGAAAUACCCAAUUGUCUCAAAAGCGGUUAUGGAUAAUGAACCGACCUGGAAGACGGAAGUAAUGGCGAUUCAGGGGCUGGGCGUGGUGAACCCGAAAAGUGCCCACAAGUUUUACGAUGACAUGCAUAGCUACUUGGCAUCGGCAGGGGUUGACGGGGUGAAGGUGGAUGUGCAGUGCAUAUUGGAGACCAUUGGGAGUGGAUUUGGGGGCAGGGUGGAGAUCACAAAGCAAUAUCAUCAAGCUCUGGAUUCUUCUGUAUCCAAGAAUUUCCCUGAUAAUGGUAUCAUUGCUUGCAUGUGCCACAACACUGAUGCUCUUUACUGUGAGAAAGAGGGCGCAAUUGCGAGGGCAUCGGAUGACUUCUUUCCGCACGAUCCGGUUUCACCCACCAUCCUUAUUGCAGCAGUUGCAUACAACAGCGUUUUCCUGGGAGAGUUCAUGCUGCCUGAUUGGGACAUGUUCCACUCUCUCCAUCCAACUGCUGAGUAUCAUGGCUCAGCAAGGGCAAUCAGUGGCGGUCCUGUCUAUGUGAGCGAUGCACCUGGGAAACAUGACUUUGAUCUCUUGGAGAAGCUUGUCCUCCCUGAUGGUUCAAUUCUCAGAGCUCGUUUACCUGGCCGCCCUACAAUGGAUUGUCUCUUCUCUGAUCCUGCUCGUGAUGGCAUCAGCUUAUUGAAGAUUUGGAACAUGAACAAAUACACUGGAGUUCUGGGAGUGUACAACUGCCAAGGUGCAGCGUGGAAUGCCAUUGAGAAGAAAAACAUGUUCCACGAAACGACAUCCGAGGCAAUAACAAGCCAUGUAAGGGGCCGAGAUGUUCAUCUCAUAUCCGAAGCAGCUUCGGGUGACUCCAACUGGAACGGGGACUGUGCAGUUUACAGUCACAGUCGAGGCGAACUCAUUGUUCUCCCGAACAAUGUGGCCUUGCCUGUAUCCUUGAAAGUCCUGGAGCAUGAAGUUUUCACCAUCACACCAAUCAAGGAGGUUGCCCAAGGGUUUAGGUUCGCCCCUCUGGGACUUAUUGACAUGUUCAACGCUGGAGGAGCGAUUGAGGAACUGGAGUACGAGGUGAAGACCGGUACAGAGGUGGGUGUAGUUUCAGUGGGGGUGAAGGGUUGUGGUCGGUUUGGGGCUUACUCAUCUGUCAAGCCAAGAAGCUGCAUGCUUGGAGGAAUUGUGAGUGGUUUUGGGUUUGAUUCAGAUUCCGGAUUGGUGACUUUGAAUCUGGAUGAUAUGCCUCCUCAAUUGCACCGCGUUGUGUUUGAGUUGUAGGGUAAAUCAUGCUACAUGAAUUUCCUGUUCAUUAGCUAAACUGGGAAUCAAGUCACUUUGGCCAAUGGGAUCUUUUUUCCCUUUUAGAUUAUUGGCUUCUACGGAGUAUUUUGUUUUGGGCACUUCUACCUACCACAAUAAAUUUCAAUUGAUUCCGUACAAAGUUUUUACUUCAUA